Messenger RNA from Funneliformis geosporum, 681 nucleotides. The record is from the annotation of a GenBank genome assembly. NCBI's taxonomy places the organism in Eukaryota, Fungi, Glomeromycota, Glomeromycetes, Glomerales, Glomeraceae.
AUGACAACUCAAAAUUUUUCGAUAGAGGAUUUAGCGAUAUCAUUAAUCGAUAGGUUGGACAGAAGAAACAUCUUCCCACCACAAUAUAAUAAUCCUGAAACAUUUAUUUCUACAAAUACAAAUAAUUUAUCGUUAAGACGACCGAGACGACCUCCUAAUGCUUUUUUACUCUGCAGAAAAAAUGUUCACCAAGAAGCAAAACGUAAAGGAACCUGCAAUAUGCGUGUUAUAAGUAAAGUUACUGGUAUUUUAUGGAGAAAUGCAUCUCCUGAAGAGAAGGGAGUUUAUGAGAGACUAGCCGAUCGGGUAAAUGAAAUUCAUUCUAAAAGAACCACGAUAAUUUAUAAACCGGCCAUAGGCUCCUCUUCCUUUCCAAAUAAAGCUCGAUCUAGUUAUAAACCUUACAUGUAUCCUUCACAGUUAAAUGUACCGUCAGUAGUUCCUUUAAAUGCUCCUUUAUUACUUCCCGUUCCUAACCCAUCACAUUCUAUUACUCAACCUUCAUUAAAUAUUUCUCCCACUUUUGAUCAAGAAGAGCACCUUUUCCAAAACAAUCCAUUAAAUAAUACCAUAAAUCAUUUUAAUCCUUUGGAAUUCAACAAUCAGGUUCCAAAUGAUGAUCAUAAUUUCUUAUCUUUAUUUUAUAAUAGUAUUUUAAUGGCUCCAUCAUCUUUUAGCUAG